Agrilus planipennis (emerald ash borer) is the source of this 1288-nucleotide messenger RNA. RefSeq names its product forkhead box protein I1-like. Gene Ontology annotation, molecular function: RNA polymerase II cis-regulatory region sequence-specific DNA binding; DNA-binding transcription factor activity, RNA polymerase II-specific. The coding region runs from base 453 to 1199 and encodes 248 amino acids. The record is from RefSeq and is a predicted model, not a curated record. The transcript is spliced from 4 exons. Lineage: Eukaryota; Metazoa; Arthropoda; Insecta; Coleoptera; Buprestidae. Gene Ontology annotation, biological process: anatomical structure morphogenesis; regulation of transcription by RNA polymerase II; cell differentiation.
ACACACAAAAAAAAUAAAAACAAAUCAAGUCCGUUAACGAUGUCAUAUAUUAUGAGCUAAAGUCAGAAGGAGCCUAAUUCAUUGUCGGGGUUGUUUACAUAUUGUCAUGAUUAUUAUGUGGGUGGUUGUGUGUGUUUUGUCAACAUUUAAACACAUGUUCGACGUGUUAGACAGUAAGGCGUCCUCUUUUCUACACAUUAACAACGGAACGGGAAUUUUUAAUGGAAGGGGAGUUGGAAGUGACUUAAACCACAGGAUUCGCCGAGGAACAUUUAGUGCUCAAUGUGCGACAGAUACAGUUUUUUCCGAAUAAUCGAAUACACGAAUACAACUUCCUUCCUAAAGUGUGCAUCGUCUAAUUAAGGGAUAAACGAUAAUCAAAAUUAAACGAAAGAAAAACUGUGUGGAAAAAAAUUAAUAGAAAGCCCGUUUUCUUCAGUCAAAGCCGUCAAAUGUUUUCCCCACUUUCAUUAGAAACGUUAAACAGCUACAAUAGUUUGGAUAAUCUGACGGAUUGUUUUUCUUGCGACUGGCUACAUCACCCUUGUUACAACCCUUAUUUCGGUCAGAGAUAUAUGUAUCCCUAUUGUUCGCAUCUUUGGUUUCCGAUCCCGGUCAAACUUCAACAGCCGCGCCCCGAGAAACCUCCCUAUUCGUAUAUCGCCCUGAUAGCAAUGGCAAUAAGUUCUUCUCCCAAGCAAAGGCUCACAUUAAGCGGAAUUUACAGAUUUAUAAUGGACAAUUUUCCGUACUACAGAGAAAACAAACAGGGUUGGCAGAAUUCAAUACGGCACAAUUUAAGCUUAAACGAUUGUUUUGUAAAAGUUCCUCGAGACAGGGUGUCUCCUGGAGGUCCAGAGCAGGCGGGAGGUAAGGGUAGUUACUGGAUGCUGGACCCUACAUCUAUCAACAUGUUUGAAAAAGGAAAUUACAGAAGACGGAAAACUAGGAGACAGAGAAUAGCCGAAUGCACGGCUAGUUUUUUUCAGGAACAGCCUUUAGCAUUACUGAGCAAAAGUUGUAGUACGCCAAGUUUGUCGUCUUCGACAACAGAGGAAUUGAAUACAAGUUCGUCGCAUGCGAGACCUUAUCAGAAGACGAAAUCAAAGAAAUCUCGGUUAUUUACCAUCGACAGUUUGAUCAGUUCGAAUGAUCAAUCGCCCGUAUACCAACCGUCAAAUCAUAAAGAGGACGAUUAAAUAAAUAGUGUAGACUUUGAAGUUACCUUCACUUUGUGAUCCGCGUGUAAAUUAUUCCUUCUACUUACUGUAAAAAUAAAGUAACAAUA